CCCAUAGGGAGCACUGGGCGCAUUAAGGUUGCCGGAAAUACGUACAGGUCCUAUACCAACGAAGAAGAAAAAGUAAAUUGCAACAUGGCGACUCCCAUGCAUAGAAUAAUAGCCAGGAGGCAAGCGGAGGCAAACAAACAACAUGUGCGUUGCCAAAAGUGUUUGGAGAUGGGACACUGGACCUACGAAUGCACGGGGAAGCGGAAAUAUGUACACAGGCCAUCAAGAACAGUGGAGUUGAAAAAGAAACUCAAGGAGAAUGAAAAUAAACCCCUCAGCAUCACUGGACCAGGAAGAGAAGGCUCCAGUGAGAAGAAAAUUAAAAAGAAAGCGAAAGACUCCAGCGACAGCAGCAGUGAUUCAGACGGCUCCUCAAGUGACUCAUCGUCGGACAGCAGCGACUCCUCCAGCUCCUCUUCAGAUGACAGCGACAGCAGCAGUGACAGUGACGAUGACAGCUCUUCCUCAUCUUCCACUUCCUCCUCCUCCUCUUCAUCCUCGGAAAGCUCAGACUCAGGAAGCAGCAGCGAUUCAGAUCAAGGACCUCCAAAGAAGAAGAAAAAGAAGAAAUAAAUAAAUAUGUUGGAAUAAGUGGGUUUUAUUGUUGUUUAUUUCUCUAUAGUACAUUUUAGCUAUCACAUCAUAGUUGGUUGGAUCUGAAUGGAUAGGACACCUUUAGGGAUGUAAAUCUUUCAGUUGCAUACUGCUCGUUCAUUAAAGAAAUGGAGAUUAGAAAGAAAAAAUUAUUUUGGGUCGGCCACAGUGUCAUGUUCUGUUUUCAAAACAUAUUUCCCGUGCUACUUCUGUUAGUUCUGUUUUCAAAACAUAUUUCCCGUGCUACUUCUGUUAAUGUGAUAUAAAGUUUGGAGGUCUACUGAGGAUACACAUUUUAAAUAUCUGAGGAAACUAAUGUGCUUAUUCAUGUUGAAUUUGUGAUUUUCUAAUAAAGUAUAUUUUUAGUCAAA
This is a messenger RNA of Micropterus dolomieu (smallmouth bass), 965 nucleotides long. RefSeq names its product zinc finger, CCHC domain containing 10 (gene zcchc10). Gene Ontology annotation, molecular function: zinc ion binding; nucleic acid binding. Lineage: Eukaryota; Metazoa; Chordata; Actinopteri; Centrarchiformes; Centrarchidae. The coding region runs from base 85 to 573 and encodes 162 amino acids. The record is from RefSeq and is a predicted model, not a curated record. The transcript has 4 exons.